Molecule: messenger RNA, 3032 nt
Organism: Danaus plexippus (monarch butterfly)
Lineage: Eukaryota; Metazoa; Arthropoda; Insecta; Lepidoptera; Nymphalidae
Product: zinc carboxypeptidase-like
Exons: 9
Coding region: 15-1388 (457 amino acids)
Biological process (GO): proteolysis
Molecular function (GO): zinc ion binding; metallocarboxypeptidase activity
Source: RefSeq, a predicted model, not a curated record
GUGUUUAAUUAAUAAUGAAGGUUAUCGUUCUGUGUAUUGUAUUAGUUACACCCCUUGUGGUGGCUCAGCAACGGAGCUAUGAAGGAUACAGUGUUUACAAAUUAACUCCAAAAACAGAAGAUGACGUAGAAGUUGUGAAAAGACUCCAGCUGGUCGGAGAAUUUUGGGAAGACCAAUUCUAUAUUGACUACCAACUCAGAAUAAUGGUUCCCGCUUAUAAUAAAAUAAGAUUCCUUGAUAUUGUCAAGGAAUCCAAGAUGGAGGUCAUAGAGAUUAUAACGGACUUACAACAAACGAUCGAAGAGCAACUACGACCAGCAGCAAGGAGUUUAAGAUCUGAUGAAACGUAUUUGUCAAUGAACUGGAAUCAGUACCACAAUCUCGAGGACACUUACAAAUGGUUGGACGAAGUCCAAAGAAACAACCCCAGUGUAGUGACCACUGUGGUGAUGGGACGCUCGGUUGAAGGAAGAGAAAUAAAAGGUCUUAAAAUAAACUUCAGGAACAAAACUAAUCCGGUCAUAGGUUUUCUGACUGGAACACUCCAUACCAGAGAAUGGAUUACUCCCUCCACUCUGACGUGGAUCAUUAAGGAGUUCCUGACGUCGAACAACAGAGACAUCAGGGCUUUGGCUGAAAACAUUGAAUGGCAUAUUUUUCCGAUUGUCAACCCUGAUGGUUACGUCUACACAUUUACAACGAACAGAAUGUGGAGGAAGAACCGCAGUAGGUUUGAUUCGAAGUCCUGUUCUCAUAUGAACGCUAGUGACGACAUGAGCAACGGAGUCGACCUAAAUAGAAACUUCGACUUCGUUUGGAUGGGUUCGGGAUCUUCAAACGAUUCCUGUGCCAUCACCUAUGCCGGUCCAACAGCCUUCUCUGAACCAGAAACCAGAGCCAUAAGUAACUACGCCCUACGUUUGAACGCAAAAGGACAACUCCUUUACUACAUUGACUUUCAUUCGUACACUCAACUGAUAUUAGUACCUUACAGUCAUCUGCCAGAGAGCGAGGUCCACACUGUGGAAAACUACGAUGACAUGUAUAAAGUAGCGCUUUCAGCGGCAGACAAAAUUCGUGAAAGAAACGGUACCGUCUACCGAGCGGGAAUAUCGUCUGUGGUCAUGUAUCCAAUGACUGGUACCAGCUUCGAUUGGGUCAAGAAUAACACGAAAGUGUCGUUCAGCUUUCUCAUCGAGCUCAGAGACCUCGGACAGUACGGCUUCCUGUUGCCUGCGGAACAGAUCAUACCCAACAGCCUGGAGACCAUGGACGGACUCAUUGAGAUGGACAAGACAGUUCAACUCCUUGGAUACUACUCGUCUGGUCCAUCCAACUUUACACCUUCUCUCGGUAUCAUAUUGUGUGCUUUUGUUUUGAUUUAUUGAUGUAUAAAAGUGUUCGUAUUACCUAAUAUUGUUUUGUUUUCGAUACACAGUUAGGUACAUCAUCAUUCAGGUACUAGCUCCUUUCCUUUUCUUAUGGUAGGCACAAAAUUCUUUUCUCUUAAUCACUUCCUCUCAUAACAUAACAAAGAAAUCGACGGCCAAAUUUUUUUUUUCCUGGGAAGGCCCUAAAUUGGUCGCCGUCUUAGUCACCACCUAUUCCGGCUUGUUGUGUACACUACUUUUACUUUGUAAAUAUGCAAACUAUAUUUACACUAUCUGCAGAAGUAUAAAUAAAGAAGUAUAGAUGUAUAAUCUUAUAACUAAAUAAUCUCAUCACUAACUUGAGCCUUAACUUAGAACUAAUUCGUUUAUAUUUACAUCUAUAUAUAAUGAUAUCCCUAUACGCACGGCCCUCGACAGCAGGGCUCGUGCUUUGCUUAUAUUUUUCUUUUGUGCCUUCUGUCAGAUUAUCUGCUGUUUCGUGACUGUUGACGCGCUGUUUCGUCAAUAUGUGAUUAAAACUAUAUUAUACAUACAGAGGUACGUUGGGUUUUGCCUUUAUCUAUCACCAUAAACACCAACGAUUUCGGUCAUUACGCUACCAGUUGUAUAAUGAUCCCAGAUGGACGAUGGUCGCGACAGUUGAAUAUGAGUCGGAUGCUGUAUCAUUGAGGGAAGUGGGAUCUGAAGACGGCCGCUCUUCACAGUCAGUAGGUUGGCCCCAUAAGUGGGCUACCACUCAUGAAAGGCUACCCGCCUACGGUUGGCUGGUUCCCGGCUGGAGACCGUGUGAGAGGACCCGACGAUGGCAAUCAAUACCCAGCUCACCUUUUAGUUCUCAAUCUGUCUAUUAAAGUAAAAAUUAACAUAUAAUACCUUUUUAAAUGACUUCAAAAGAAAAAUUAAAUUUAAUGAAAUAUCUGACACAAUUAUGGAAUAGUUUUGGAAUAAAUUUUUUAUAGCUUGUUUAGUAAAAAAGAUUAAGAAAAUUAGUUGAUGAAUAUCAAAACUCCUUCUUAAAUCUCUAAGUAGAUCUUCGCAGAGGUAAACUUACUUUUAAUUUUGACAACUUCAAAGUGCCAGGUUUUCUUCUUACGAAAAAACGAUGUGACAGGAGAACAAAAGAUUUAGAUCCAUCAUGACAGAAGGUAAAUGAACAGUGAAAUUAAGAAAAACACAAUAAAAACACAAUGCAGUUGUCUGAUACAUGGAAAACGUGCAAGUAAUAUCCUAGACAGCUCACAUAAAUAUGAAGAAUCUGGAAAUCGGAGUCUGGUGGUUGCUCGGUCUUUUAAUGCAGGUGGUGAGCGCCCUCGCCUGUAAGCGGAAGUCGUCGUGCCGGCCGCCGCGCUGUCCCGGCGGCUGUAAACCCAAGUAUUGGUGAAUACUGUACAGCAGUCGUUGAAGAUGUUGUCGCUGGUUGGUGGGAGCUGGUGGUGGGUGGUGUGGCUGGUGGUGUUUGUGGUGGACUCGGCCCUCGGCUGUAAGAAGAAGACCAUCUGCCGUCCACCGCCGGGAGGCAAGUCUGGUUGCGGAGGACGAGGGUAGAUAGAUUCCUUGAUGUUGAACUCCAGACAGCUGCCAGAACAUGACACGAGACGUCCAAAUGUGUGAAAAUUCAAUAAAACAAUAUACAUUUUGAAA